Molecule: messenger RNA, 324 nt
Organism: Fulvia fulva
Lineage: Eukaryota; Fungi; Ascomycota; Dothideomycetes; Mycosphaerellales; Mycosphaerellaceae
Exons: 2
Coding region: 1-324 (107 amino acids)
Source: RefSeq, a predicted model, not a curated record
AUGCAGUUCAUCCCCAUCUCCGCCCUUGCCCUCGCGGCCGUUGCCUCCGCAGCACCAUCCAUCCAGGCUCGUGAGGAGGGCCAAGUCCUCAUCUCCCUGCCACCUGGCUGCACCAAGGAGAACCUCUUCAAGUGCGCCCUCCACUUGGUCGGCACCGGUGCCUCCUGCGGCGCUGCCAUCAUCGAGGCCGGCGCCAACCCAGCUGCUGACCUUGCCUGUGUCGGCUCCGCUGCUGGUACUGCUGCCAACUUCGAUGAGUGCAAGAGCUGCAUCCCAAAGAAGACUGAGGUUGUCCAAAUCAUCCCUGCGAUGACGGAAGGAUAG